AUGGUUUUGGCUGAUGAUAAUUUUGCUUCAAUUGUCGCGCUGUACUGGGAAUCCCUGAUACCCUGGCACCUGUUCAACUUCUUUGGAUUGUCUGCCACUGCCAUUGGCUUUAACAAACAAGAUUCCGAUGUUGUGAAGGCAAAACCUCGAAAGGUUGGUGAAGCAGUGGUCACUGGGUGGUUAUUCUUCCGCUAUUUGGUUAUCGGAGUUUAUGUUGGCCUGGCAACUGUUGCUGGCUUUAUAUGGUGGUUUAUUUACUCUGAUGGUGGUCCCAAACUGACUUACAGUGAACUGAUGAACUUUGAAACGUGUGAACUUAGAGAGACAACUUAUCCCUGCAGCAUAUUUGAGGAUCGGCAUCCAUCUACUGUGGCUAUGACAGUACUUGUUGUUGUCGAGAUGUUUAAUGCUCUAAAUAACCUCAGCGAAAAUCAAUCCCUUCUGGUUAUAACCCCAAGGAGUAAUUUAUGGCUUGUUGGUUCAAUUAUCCUGACGAUGCUUCUGCACAUGCUAAUAUUAUAUGUUCAUCCACUGACAGUCUUAUUUUCUUGGACUGCCGUUCUGUAUCUUUCGUUUCCUGUAAUCAUCAUCGAUGAGCUUCUGAAGUUCCUCUCUAGAAAUACUGGCAUGAGAUUCAGGUUCAGAUUGAGGAAGGCUGAUUUACUCCCCAAGGACCGGCGUGACAAGUAGGAUAAGAAAAUAAGAGAUGGUUUUUUCUUCAACCGUUAUACAUAGUUUUUUGGCUGUAUAGAUACAACAGCCCACAGAGAAGGGAAUCUUUGGAGACUGUAAUGCAAUCCAAAAAAGCUCCAACACCAUAAACCAUAAAACUCUAUCCAAAAAAAACGGUUACAGGUAUUAAGAAUAGAGUUCUUUAUCAGUUGAAGACAUUUAGUUCUGCAUCACCGUAAAUGAGGAUAUGAGCUCUCUGUUCAUGUCAAUGCACUUCUUCUUCGGGGAUAAUAAAAGGACCAAGAUGGGACCGCUGCGUUUCGCCGUUUCCUAUGGAGCUUGAGAACAGAGGAACCAUAAAAGUAGAAACUUUGCUCAUCGCAGAGCAUCUCCCCCUAGAGAAUUAACCAGUUCUAUGUUUUAACAUUUGGGAUUCAGGUAAGCACGAUAAAAUCACCAAGAAGGACGAGAUAUCAGAAGCUCUGAAACAGAGGAUUUUCAAAGGUGGCUGACACCCAGAAAACCUCACGAGGAUGUAAACGACAGAGCCUUGAUUCGUAAGUAAAUGUAAAUGUUCUUAAAAUUGUUUCUGUGAAUUAACAUAUUAAUACAGAGGAUGUAACUGUAAACUGUAAAGUGUUAAGAUAUUCCAUUAAGCAUUCAAACAUAAUUCCUUUUUUA
This is a messenger RNA of Camelina sativa (false flax), 1353 nucleotides long. Lineage: Eukaryota; Viridiplantae; Streptophyta; Magnoliopsida; Brassicales; Brassicaceae. The record is from RefSeq and is a predicted model, not a curated record.